GGCAACUAAAAUAAUUAUUAUUAAUUAUCACGUCUGUUAUAUGUACGUAUAUUUUGUUAUCUAAUAACUACUAACAAAAGUGAAUGUGUCUAGUUUAUACGUCUGUGUCUAUGAAGCACUUAGUGACUUAGGUAAAAAGUACAAAAAUGAAAAUAAGGCCCUUAUCAGAGCAUUUGCAAAAAAAGGCUAUCACGGAAUUGUUUGAGGAUCCUGCUAGAAUCCAUUUGGAUAUUGAAUACAUAAGAUCCUGGCUUCAAAAGCAGCCACAUCUAAAAUCAGCCAAUCCAUCUGAUCAAAAGAUCGCGUCAUUUUUACGUGGAUGUAAACACAGCCUUGAACGUACGAAAGAAAAACUUGAUAUGAGCUACACACUACGAACAUUGGCGCCGGAAAUAUUUCAAAAAAGAGAUCCUCUGGACCCAAAAAUACAAAAAAUAUUAACCAAAGGGAUAAUAUUGCCAUUAAAGAGAUGUGAAAAUGAUGGCUGUCGACCAAUUUUAACGAGAUUCGAUUGUGAACUGGCUCCUGAAUGUAGCAUAGAAGAUAUGGUAAAAGUUUGUUUCAUGGUAAUUGAAGUGCUGAUAGAAGAAGAUGAUAACAUAAUAAUAUGUGGAGAGGAAUUGGUAUCAGACUUGAAGAAGACAGGAUUUGCUUUAGUAACGCAGUUUACCGCGCCAUUUGCUAAAAAGCUUGUUACAUCAUUCGAAAAAGGCUUGCCAGUGCGAAUGAAGGCUUUUUAUUUCUUGAACCCACCUACAGGAAUCGAGACUGCUUUUUUCAUAUUGAAAUUUUUUAUAAGUGAAAAACUGAAGAAAAGAUUUCAGGUGCACAAUGAGAACUCUAAGGGAGCUUAUGAUCAAAUACCCCAAGAAUUAUUACCACAAGAAUACGGGGGUAAUAAUGGGUCUAUAGAAGAGUUGACUGAGUAUUGGAAAACAAAGUUGGAAAGCUACCGUGACUGGUUCCUUGCUGAAGAAGAAUCGCGUUCCAAUGAAUCUUUGAGACCGAAUGAAGCUAAAACGACAUCGUCACUAUUUGGAGUAGAAGGAUCGUUUAGAAAAUUAGACGUAGAUUAAAAAAUAAUCAUGGUGUAUAUGUAUAUAUUUUAUGUAACGCAAAAUAAAGAAUUUGUUUAUUUGAAACGAUCACUA
This is a messenger RNA of Leptidea sinapis, 1151 nucleotides long. RefSeq names its product alpha-tocopherol transfer protein-like. Gene Ontology annotation, cellular component: membrane. Bases 147 to 1076 code for a protein of 309 amino acids. The transcript has 7 exons. NCBI's taxonomy places the organism in Eukaryota, Metazoa, Arthropoda, Insecta, Lepidoptera, Pieridae. Gene Ontology annotation, molecular function: phosphatidylinositol bisphosphate binding. The record is from RefSeq and is a predicted model, not a curated record.